CUUUCCACGCAUGCUCACUUCCAUUUGAACUAAAGCUGUUCAUGAUGGCUGCGGAUAGUGCUAUCCUAGUGGGUUUGGUAGAAGAAUUCGUUUCAGGACAACAGGACAGCAAAGCCGCAGACACCGCAACAGGACUCAAGAAGGGACAGUUUACAAUAUUGCAGUUGGUUGAAGCAUUGGGCUUGCAUCUGACCAGCUCCCAACCACAGACCAGAGCCCGUGGUGUCCAGCUCCUCUCCAGUGUACUACAGACUUGCCAUGGAGACCUUACAGAGGGAGAGGUGGUAGUCCUCCUAGCAUUUUAUGAGAACAGACUGAAGGACCACUACGUCAUCACACCGCACGUCUUACAGGGGCUGAAAGCACUGACAAAAUGCUCCGUGUUGCCGCCAGGGUCUGCGGUGUCCAUUCUGAAAUCACUGUUCCAGGACGUCCAUGUGCAGUCCCUGAUGCUGGCAGAGCGCUCGUGUGUUUACAACAUCCUCAUUCAGCUUAUGGAAUCCAAAGAGUCAGAGCUGAAGGGCCUGGGUGCAGACUUUGUGUUUGGGUUUGUCCAGUCAGUGGAUGGUGAGCGGGACCCUCGCAACCUUCUCCUUGCUUUUCAGAUCGCUAGGAAAAUCAUCCGUGGAGGCUAUGACCUGGGUAAAUUCACAGAGGAGCUGUUUGAAGUGACAUCCUGCUAUUUCCCCAUAGACUUCAGCCCUCCGCCCAAUGACCCCCAUGGCAUCACCCAAGAGGAGCUGAUCCUGGCACUAAGAGCCGUGCUGACUGGAACACCAUGCUUUGCAGAGUUCCUGCUGCCUUUGAUCAUUGAGAAGCUGGACUCAGAUAUUCAGAGUGCCAAGCUGGACUCUCUGCAGACCCUGAGCGCCUGUGCUUCGGUGUAUGAACAUAAAGAGCUAGCUGAAUUCCUGCCAGGCCUUUGGGCAUCGCUCCGCAGAGAGGUGUUUCAGACAGCCAGUGAGAAGGUGGAAUCAGCUGGCCUGGCAGCCCUCACUGCUCUGACUGCCUGUCUGUCCCGGUCGGUCCUCAGCUCAGACUCUGAAGACUCCCUCAAUGUCUUCCUGGACCUGGUCCUAAAAGACUGCAAGCAUCACCUCUGUGAGCCGGACUUGAAGCUGGUGUGGCCCAGUGCCAAGCUGCUGCAGGCCUGCUCUAGCGCCUCCUACAGGGCAAGCCACAAAGUCACAGCCGCUGUCAUGCCGUCGCUCAUAGAACAAUACAACAGCCGUACACAGUGUGCUCAACGGCGCACCCUGCUGGAGGUGUUACAGGGCUUUGUCCAGUCAGUUAGGUCAUCACAGGAGGAUGACAGUGUGCUGUUGGACUUCAGUCAGUCUCUCUGCAGUAUAGUGUUCUCUGCUCUGUCUGAAAGCAAUGCAGGCCUCCAGAUCACGUCCAUGCAUGUGCUCACUGCCCUGGGCCAACAGACAGGCCUGCUGGUAGAGUCUGAUGUGAAGCUAGCCGUCGAUCACCUCACCAGAAUUGUCCUGGAGGAGGAAGACGUUACAGUCAGCACGGCUGUGGUUGAGUCAGCAGGGACUCUGGCUCGCCUGCAUCCCGCAGCCUUCAUCUCUAACAUGGUUCCUCAGCUGAAGGGGAGCAUCUUCUCAGAGUCCUUGGCACAAGCUGAUGGUGCCGCCGCAUCCCAGGAACAUUCCCAGCAGGCCCUGCAUCAGCGCUGUGUGACGGCACUCGCUGCGGUGUCAUCUCACCCCAGUGUGGUGCAGGAGACCACACCUGUCCUGAUACAGGUCCUCACCUCUGCACACACUGGCACAGGGUCAUUCUCACUGGAAGAGGUAAUCGCUGUAUGCCUCAGUCUGCAGCGAAUAGCAGGGCAGGCUGAGGACACUGAAGAGAAUGGCCAAGUAUUCCAUGACAUCAUCAUUCCGCGCCUGCUUGGACUGGCCUUGCAGGCCGCUUUAAAUGGGGAAUGUUCAUCAGAACAUAGGAGUCCAUUUGUGGAGGAGACUGUCUUAUCAGCCAUGGUACCUGUCAUCAGCACCACUUGCUCCCGACUACAGUCCCAACUGGCUGGCCGAACAGCCCUGCGCUCCGUGUCUCUCUUCCUGGACGGAGACGUGUCCUUCCUGCCAGAGAACGCCUUUCCCUCCCAAAUUCAACUCCUCAAGAAGCAGGCAAGUGACUCGUGGAAGCAGUCCCAGAUGGUGUGUCUGCUUAUGGGCUGUGUGUGCUCUCUGCCACGUGGGGUGGAGAUUCCCCAGGUGGACAGGCUUCUGUUGGAGCUGGAGGAGCUGAGCUGUACUUGUGACCAUCCUCUCUCCUACACCUCAGCUGCCAAGUGCUAUGCUGGGCUGGUCAACAAGUGGCAUGUAGAAGCCCUGGAAUCUCUGAUUGACCGAAUGUUGAAGAGGAUCUCCUCUGAGCUGGCCUCUGCAUCGUCCUCAGUCAGAACGCAGGCCUUCACUCUGCUACUCUGGGUGGCCAAGGCUCUGCUUAUCCGCUACCACCCUCUGUCAACAACCCUGACAGACAAGCUCUUUUCCCUGCUCAGUGACCCAGAACUGGGUUCGUUAGCAGCCGAUGGAUUUUCUCUACUUAUGAGCGACUCAACUGACAUCCUUAAUCGCGGUUGCCACGCCGAUGUGCGCAUCAUGUACCGCCAGCGCUUCUUCACAGAGAACUCGUCCAAGCUGGUCCAGGGCUUUAACACCGCACCCCAAGAGAGAAAGUCUUGCUACCUGAAGGCACUGUCUCACAUAUUGACCAACCUUCCCAGACAGGUCCAGAUCACAGAGCUCCCAGCGCUCCUGCCCCUCCUGCUGGAGGCCCUGUCAUGUCCGGACCAGGGGGUGCAGCAGUCCACCCUGUCUUGCCUGCAGCCUGUCCUUCUGGACCCCCCCUCAGCCCUCAUCACCCAGCUUGAGGCUCUGGUGGGUCGCAUGCUCUCCCUCAUCACCAGCCCAUCCAUGAAAGUGCGCAUAGCCUCUCUGCGCUGUAUCCAUGCCCUCGCACGCUUUCCGGAACAUGAGAUCAUGCCCUUUCGUGCCCGGGUGCUGCGUGCCCUGGCUACACCCCUGGACGAUCGCAAGCGGAUGGUGAGGAGUGAGGCAGUGCUGGCCCGGAAUGAAUGGUUCCUACUGGGGAGUCCAGGAGGCAGGUGAUUAUGGCCCCUUAUCCCUGACUGGUUCAGAAGCCCCUGAAGGAGGCCUCGGGUCCAGGCCAGGGGGCCCUAGCACUUUCUUUGGAGUCUGGGACAUAUACUCACCACCUCCAGCCCAUCACAUUGUACCUGACAUUUUACUCCGUCUUUUUAUAUGGCUUCUAACAUAAUAAACGUUAAGUCAGACUGACCGCCACUGCUUUUUGGUAAGAGGCAACCCUUCCCUCCAUGGAAGGACUGAGAGCUACACCAAGAGAAGGUAACCAUUUCAACGGGGAGGGGUUUGCUGUGAAUGUGUGACAUAAGGACCUAUUACUAAUGUAUUAUGCCUUGAUCUCAUGAGUUGCAAGUCUGUAAUUUGCCUCCCAUUUGUGUACAAGAGCCACAGAUUUAAGUACAUUUUCCUUAACUAACUAACCACACUGAGGACAAUGUUAAUGUUGGACUAGGCUCACGGAGAAGCCGUGUUGAAGUCAACCUUGUAUUCAUGCUCAACCUCACAGGAAUAUGUGCCAAGGAUAUAGUGUGGACAGUAUUUAAAUGUCUAUAAUUUAAGCUGUCAAUAAAAUGUU
This is a messenger RNA of Esox lucius (northern pike), 3699 nucleotides long. RefSeq names its product MMS19 homolog, cytosolic iron-sulfur assembly component (gene mms19). The transcript is spliced from 31 exons. The record is from RefSeq and is a predicted model, not a curated record. Gene Ontology annotation, biological process: iron-sulfur cluster assembly. The coding region runs from base 42 to 3128 and encodes 1028 amino acids. Gene Ontology annotation, cellular component: MMXD complex; cytosolic [4Fe-4S] assembly targeting complex. Lineage: Eukaryota; Metazoa; Chordata; Actinopteri; Esociformes; Esocidae.